CCUCGGCCUCCCAAAGUGCUGGGAUUACAGGCGUGAGCCACCGUGCCUGGCCUAAAAAUGCCUGGUUAAAUUUGUUAGGGGCCACAACCCCUGAUUUACCUGCCCCUCAUACACACUCCUUUGUUUAUUCAAUACCUAUGUAGCAAUAAUAUGUUUUGGCUUAAGCAAUAUUCCACGUGCUGUAAGCAAGAAUAACAAGGCCCCUGUCAUCAGAGCUCAUAUUCCAGUGGGGGAGACAGAGGAUAAAUUAUCCCCCAGUGGACCUUGAGCUCUGUGAAGGCACUUUUGUAUUCUCGAAGCCUAGUACGUGCGGAAGUACUUAAUAAAAGUGGGUGCAAUGAAUGAUUGAAGAGCCAAUCUGGAGUUUUGAAAAUUAAACCACAAAAAUGCAAAAGGAUAAAGCCUGACGUAUGUAUAUGAUUGCAAGAGGUCAUGUAUCCAGGUCAAGACAAAGUCCCCUGGGGAUAAGAUAGAGAAUUUAGAAGUGGGUGUUCCCAGCUGGGCGCGGUGGCUUACGCCUGUAAUCCCAGCACUUUGGGAGGCCGAGUCGGGCGGAUCACAAGGUCAGGAGUUCGAGACCAGCCUGGCCAGUAUGGUGAAACCCUGUCUCUACUAAAAAUAUAAAAAUUAGCCGGCACUUUCCAGCCUGGGCGACAGAGCGAGACUUUGUCUCAAAAAAAAAAAAAGAGAGAGAGAAAGAAGCGGGUGUUCCCUGGAUCCCAGAGGCGUGCAAUGCUUGAACUUAAUAAGAUUUAUAGGGCAAUUGUGGUCAGCUUUUCCAUUUAGUGUUUUCACAUACAUUAUCGUUUAAUCCUCACAUGAGGCUUGCAAAGUACCUAUUAUUAUCCUCAAUUUAUAGUGGAGGGAACCCAAGCCCAGAGUGAAUUUAGGGCCCACACCACUGCUCAGCAGGGGAGCUGUUCUGGCCCCUGCCUCUCUUCCCAAUACUCAAGAGUGCCUCUUACUACAGCUGGCCCUACAGGGAAAGGAAAUGCACUGAUCUGUCACGGCUGUCGAAUCCCCCAAAUUCCCUUCACCCGGUUCCUCGCACCCAGGGUAGCUGCCCUUUGGGGCGAAGAGCACAGGGGAAGGGGCCUUAGUAGGUUAAUUAUUAACCCUUUGCGCCUCAGGGCACCACGGGCUUCUGUCCCCUCCUGGAGGCGGAGGGACACGGACUGGCUAGGCGCUGGUGAGGGGGCGGCGGUCCCAGCAGCAGGCAUGGGAGUGGCGGUGCGGCCCCCAGCCCUGCGGCACUGGUUCAGCCACUCAAUUCCUCUCGCUAUCUUCGCGCUGCUGCUGCUUUAUCUCAGUGCUCGGAGCCUAGGCGCCCGCUCGGGCUGCGGACCCAGGGCACAGCCCUGCGUUCCAGGGGGAACUGCGCCCUUCCAGGUCCGGCAGGAGUCGGGACCCCUGGAGGCCCCGGAGAGGAAACAGCCUCCGUGUCUGGGCCCUCGGGGGAUGCUGGGCCGCAUGAUGAGGCCGUUCCACGCCAGUCUGAAACCCGAAGGGGAUGUGGGGCUGUCGCCGUACCUGGCGGGAUGGAGGGCACUCGUCCAGUUCCUGACUCCCCUCGGCUCCGUCUUCGCCUUCGCCACUAGGGAGGCCUUCACCAAGGUGACAGCCCUGGAGGCUCGGGUGCACGGCCCGGACGCGGAGCACUACUGGUCGCUGGCGGCCAUGGCGGCCUGGGAGCAGAGGGCGGGACUGCUGGAGCAGCCGGGGGCGGCUCCCCGGGACCCGGCCCGGAGCUCGGGCUCUCGCACGCUGCUCCUGCUGCACCGCGCGCUGCGCUGGUCCCAGCUCUGCCUCCACCGGGUGGCGACCGGCACGCUGGGAGGCCCGGACGCGGGCGUGCAGUGCAGCGACGCCUACCGUGCGGCCCUGGGCCCGCAUCAGCCCUGGCUGGUCCGUCAGACCGCCCGCCUCGCCUUCCUCGCCUUCCCGGGUCGCCGCCGCCUGCUGGAGCUGGCGUGUCCCGGAGCCACCGAGGCGGAGGCGCGGGCCGCGCUGGUCCGGGCCGCCGGCACCCUGGAGGAUGUCUACAACCGCACCCAGAGCCUGCUGGCCGAGCGCGGCCUGCUCCAGCUGGCCUAAGACGGCGGCUGCGGGGACCAACGGGAACGGAGCGGACCGCCCGGGGUGGGACCGCGCAGCCCGGGGUCAGUCCUGCAGCCUGCGCCGCGGCCGCCUCCGUAUCCCGCCUCUUCCGUGACGUCGCCGCGGCGAGGGCCAGCCCCGUCAGGGAAUGGCGUUGAGCUCCCUCUGUCCGCAGUCUCGGAAAGACGGGAGGAGCUGUGAGGAAUAAAAAGCAGUAUUUGGUAGCGUCGACGUAGGGCGUUUUGUGUGAUGACGACAGGCGCUUAAGGGAAAUAAAAAACGAAUGUGAGAAGAUGUGUCAUCUGUGUUCUCGGCAGCCGAGAGACUCACGCUCCCCUGGCCUAUCGCGGUCACUCCCGUGGCUUCAGUUGCCAACCACACGCUGAGUCUCCAGCCCAGACUUGGCCCUGAGCUUCACCCCUGUGCAGCCAAGUAUACAGCAAGCAUCCUGCACACUCCACAGACGCUGCAAAUGCAACACGUCCAACACAGGUCCCACCACCAUCCCCCUAAGAACUGCACCUCCUCCUGCGUUCCCUGUCUCUGUGAAUAAAUGGCACCCUCACCCUUCAGCUACCCAAGCGCAUGUGCGUCAUGCCUCACACGAAGCAGGUGCUCAGCUCCAUAAUGUAUGUUUAUUAAAUGACUCCACGGCCACUCCCACAAUGAACAUGAAAGACCUUGCCAUUUCAUACACUGAUAACGCCCAAAUCACAACUUCAAUCCACUUUCUCCUGGACUCCAGAAUCCUACAUGUACGAUUGCCUAUUCAGUAUCUCCACUUGGAUGUCAACUAGGCAUAGCAAACCUACCACGGCCAACACUAAGCUCCAAUACGCCCUCCCCACGAAAAUUCUCCCUUCAUAGUCUUUGCUGGCUCGGUGAAUGACACUUCCAUUCUUCCAGGUCCU
Molecule: messenger RNA, 3008 nt
Organism: Nomascus leucogenys (northern white-cheeked gibbon)
Lineage: Eukaryota; Metazoa; Chordata; Mammalia; Primates; Hylobatidae
Source: RefSeq, a predicted model, not a curated record